This is a messenger RNA of Amborella trichopoda, 6637 nucleotides long. NCBI's taxonomy places the organism in Eukaryota, Viridiplantae, Streptophyta, Magnoliopsida, Amborellales, Amborellaceae. The record is from RefSeq and is a predicted model, not a curated record.
UCCCAAGCUCUCUCUUUUUCCUUUUUGCUCUCUGGCCGCUGUUCUUCUCUGAACCCUUUUCUCUCUCUAAAAAACCAUACUCUUCCCUUCCAGUCGCGUCCUCUCUCUCUCUCUCUAGGUCCUAGUCUUCGAAUCUCUCUAGGUCUUAGCCUCAUUUACUCCCAUUGAUGAUAAUCUCUGUCUCGUCGCCAUUCGCCUUCUCCAUCUCCGUGGCAUGCCUGUCUCCUUGAAGGCCCGGAUACCACAUACGUAGACCCCAUUCUCUGAGCCAUGACCAAACCCCCUCAGAUAAACAAGCCAUGUUCCCUUGGAAGUUCUCCCUACCCGUUGGGUCGAUGUUCUCUGAAUUAUCAGCAAAAAGCAUCUUCAAAUACUGGUUAAAGAAAUACCUCCGAGAUUUCAUCAAUGGCGACAUUGAUCUCGCCCAGCUCGAUUUGCAGCUCAGCGGUGGUACCCUCAGGCUCGAUGAUGUUUCCCUCAAUGUCGAUUAUCUCAAUAAACGGUUAGGUGGGACACCAGUCAUAGUGAAAGAGGGGUCUAUUAAGUCCAUAUCAUUCAAAAUUCGUUGGAAGACAUUGAAUAUAGAGAUUGAAGUGGAGGAACUUGAACUCGUUCUUGGUCCAUUUCCUGGGGGCAUUUUAGAUGAAGCCUCACAAGAUUGUUCAUCAGAUAUUGGUGGGAAAACACCUGUUCCCAGUAAAGGUUCUGGUAAGCCUGACUGCAGGACGCCCAAUGGCAAUACCGGAUCUGCUUACCGGGAAACUCUUAAUGAAGUUAUGGACUUUGCAAAGAUGGUGCAAAGGUUGCUUUUGGGCCUCCAUGUUAAUGUCAAGAAUUUGAUUGUUGCAUUUGAAUCGAGCUUCGAAAAGGUUGGGAUGAUUUCACAGCAUCAAAACAUUUUAGUUCUUCGUGUAUCAGAAAUUGAAGAUGGAAUGUUUGUAUCUGAAGAUUUGAUUACAGACUCUGAUUCUAGACAUGGCAUCUCCUCACAACCAAUUGAAUUGGUUAAGUCUGUGAAGUUUCAAGGAGCAACACUGGAGCUCCUUCAAACGGGUGAUGUCGAGAAUCUCUCUGCUUAUACUGCAAGCUCUUUUGAAAGCUUACCUUUCAGUAAUCCACUUCCAAUUCUUAUUGGCGAAAAUGGUGGAUUUGGAGGAACACUAAAGUUAAGCAUACCUUGGCAGAGUGGCUCAUUGGAUAUUCCCAAACUUGAUGCUGAUUUAUUUAUGGAUCCCAUAGAGAUCAAAUUUCAGCCCAGUUCUUUAAAGUGUAUCAUAGCAUUUUGGGAAUCUUUCAAUCUCAUAAAAAAAGAUGCAGGGUGCCAUGUGACUUACAGGGCUGGCAAUUCUGUUGGGUCGAAGUCCUCAUCUGAUCGUGAUGCUUUCAAUCAAUGUUCUGGAGUGACAGCUGUGAAUAUAUUCACACCAAGCAGUGAAAAUUCUUCAUCAUGCAUGCAUUCGCAAAUUUAUCAAGACAUGUCACUGUUACCUGGGACACAUUUAAUUGCUGACUGGGUUCAGCAAGGUUUCAAGACAAAUCAGAGAGAUGGAGCUGAGUCGGAAGCAGACCUUGGAGCAAGCAUUGAUCAAUUUUUUGAAUGUUAUGAUGCACUGAGAAGUUCCCAAGCAACUUUGAGUAGUAAUGGCAUAUGGAAUUUGACUUGUUCAUUUUUUAGUGCUGUAACUGCUGCUUCAAGCCUUGCUUCUGGGUCAAUCCAUAUUCCCUCCGAACAACCACAGAUUGAGACCAGUAUCAGGGCAAAUCUCUCCAGUGUUUCCAUUGUUAUUUCUCUUCAUGAGGAGCCACAUUAUAAUAAUACUGUGAGUGGGUUAGGAACUGCCCAAAACGUGCAUUUUGCUAACUAUAACGGAUAUUCAACAAAUAGUGGUUUGCUGCCAAAGUUGGAUGGGCUUGACUCCGGAUCUCGGCAUAGCUUUACUACUUCUGUAAAUCCUGAGGAGCAUUUGACCUUAAGCACACAGGAUCCCUCUGGCAAUCAUGUACAUCACAUAGAAGUGAAGUUUAUGGACAUCAUUGUUGGUUUCCAGAUCUGCGAUAAAAAAACAACAUUUAAAGCAAGGAUAAAUCAAUUCGAGGUCGAUGGAUAUUUUAGUGGUGAGGACCAACUCAAGAGCAACAAUCUUUCCAUUCAAUGCCUGCAAGCUAUAGUUUAUGAUGCUCUACCUCCAUUUCCUCUUUCCUUUAGUUUCCCUACUUCUGGAAAAGUUGUAACUGAGUCGAGUGUUGUUAAAGAUGGAAAAACCAGUCCACAAUCUAACAAAGGAAGCCCAUUGGUGAAGGUAAACUUGUUAAGAUCUGAAACUUCUCAUACUUGCCAAGCCUCUGUCGACCUGGUACACAAAGUUGAUGGAUUGGGUACUUCCACGUCUUUUAGUUUGAAGCUCCCCCUCUUUAUUGUAUGGAUGAACUUAGAUAUGGUAAAUACGCUGAUUGGUUUCUCUAAGCAAGUAGAAAGCUUCUUCAAAGUAAACACAGUUUCAAUCUUAAAGCCUUCUAAUGGGACACAGGAUUCAUUUAGCUGUGAUGGGCAACCAAGAAGCAGGCAUGGCGCAUAUACUGCGGUGGAUUCUCCAAACGGAAGCUUAGAUGGCAGGAUUUUCCUUCCUUAUGCGAGGAUCAUUUUAAAUGUCCCUUCCCUUACAUGUGGAGAGUUAGAACACUUUUCAAUGACUGAGAAUUUCCUUAGCAUUGACUUUUCUCCAUGUGCUAAAACGCAUAAACCUGGAAAUGUAAAUCAUAAUCAGCAUGGAAGUUCUUCCAAUAGAAUUCCGUAUAUGCCUUCAAGUUCCUUGCAUUUGGAUAUGGACAAGUUGGAUGCCUACCUAAUUUCUUUUCCAAGAAAUAAUUUAAAGAACAGUGAUAGGCCAAUUUUAGUGUCUGGGAAAGUUUUUUCAGCUACCACAGAUGAUCAGUCUUGCAUUUCUUUACUUUGGCGAGAGGGUCCUGGAACUGGGCCCUGGAUUGCAAAGAGGGUAUGGGAAAAGGCCAAUUUAAGUGAAUUGAGGCGCAGAAAGAAGAUGAAUGCAAAAGCUUAUGAAUUUACAUCUGUGAAAACUGCAGGAGAUGUGGAGGGGGUGGAUUGCCAAGUACGACAAGAGAUGAUUCUUAGCUCUUCCUCUUUCCUUCACAUGUGUCUUUCACACUUUCAGAUUAACCUCUCUGGUUCUGAAUAUAAAUUAUUGGGUCAUCUUCUCAAACUGGUAACCGACGUCUUUUCCAGUGAAAGGAACCUACCUGAUGUUGCUGAACCGUACGGUAUUUCCACAGAAAGGCAUCCUUCUCCUGCCAAUGCAAAGGUGUUUCAAUCAUCAGUGAUUAUUGAGUCCGCUGUUGUUGAUGUCUCUGUUCGCUUGGAAGAAUUCAUAGAUAUUAAAGAUACUCUGAGGAGGGAGCUUCCUGGUUCAUGGAAUAACUUAAAAUUGAGAGUUGAACAAUUUGAACUGCUGUCCGUCUCAAACCUUGGAGGUACUCCUGAUGAUAACUUUCUUUGGAUGAGUCAUAAUGAAGGCGAGCUUUGGGGUUCAAUAUGCGGGACAGAUGAUGAGGCCUCUGAUGAAGAUCUUAUCUUGAUUUCUUCUAGAAACUCUUCAGUGAGGCGUGGUGAUGGAAAAGGUGCCAAUGCAUUGGCCUCUGGUUUUACUGGCCUCUCAGUCACCCAUUUAAAAUAUUCAAAAAUGUUGCAGAGUCUCACAUCCAUAACUUUUAGAUGCGGUACAAUCGUUGCUCCUGGUGGCCGUGUAGAUUGGGUGCUUGCAAUACUCUCGAUUUUCAGUUCAUCUACUGAACACAAUGAAUCAGAUGGCUGCGAUAGAAUGCAGAAGGGCUCCCCUGAGGAUACCACAGCUUAUGGGUCAUCUUUCUCUCUUGAAUUGUCAGAUGUUGCAUUAUGCUACAAACCAUAUUUGAGGAACUUGAAUCAUAAGUAUGGGAUUUCAAUUUCCACAAGUGAUGAUCCUUUCAAAUAUGUUGAAGAAUCUGGUGACCCAGUUGUGGCAUGUGUAUUAGCUGCAGCUUCCUUGAUACUUUCUAAUGAAACUAGACCUGGUUCGACUGCCGAUGAAUACAAUAUAUGCAUUCAAGAUAUAGGCCUCCUUCUCCAUGAAUUAUCUUUGAAUGAAAAUGAUGGUGUAGUUUCAUAUGAUGUGGGUUAUCUUCGCAGUAAUGGCUUUGUGCAAGUUGCUGGUGAGACUCUAAUCAAAGCAAUAAUAGAAGUUGACCGUGAAGAUGGAUCUUGGGUAGUAGAAUGUUCAGAUUGUCACAUCAAACUUGGUACUUGCCAUGAUACCACUUCUGGUCUUAUUCGCUUGGUCGCUCAACUUCAGCAGUUGUAUGCACCUGAUAUCGAGGAGUCCAUGGUUCAUUUGCAAACUAGGUGGGAUAGUGUGAAGAAAUCUAAUGGUGAGAAUGCCAUGGUUAAUGACAUAAACGGCACCUCUGAACCACCUGAUGAUGGAAGUGCAGGCUGUAGAUCUAAUCCAGUUGGCCUCUUAGAUGGGAUUCUAGAGGACGUCUUCCGAUGUGGAGCAAACAGAAGUCCACCAAAGAAUAGCAAUGCUUUGAGUAAAUCCCCAUUUACAUGCAGUGGUGUUGGUAUUGGAGAUUUACAAUUAAACAAGUCAAUGCCAGAUUUUGCACUGGAAAAUAUUCAUAUAUCUCAGCAUAAAGCCUGCUUUCCACAGAUCAUAGAGGACUAUUACUUGUCUGACUUGCUUCAUGCGUCACAAUCUUCCUCUGGCUCUCAGAUAUUCAUUGAAGAGAGUGUUACACCCAUUAGUACAACUUCUGGAAAUUUUGAAAAUGAAAAAUUUGGAUGGUAUGAGGACAGUUCAUUGACAAUUCGAGAUAAUCACCUUUCAAGAGCAAGUGAUCACUUAAGUGGGAAACAAACGGCUGAAGCAUUUAGUCUCAGUGGUCCUAUUGAAGCUGCACAGCCUAGUGUUUGUCCCAAGCCCAAGGGUCGAAGCAUUCUUAAAAACACUGCUGUUACUUGGGGAAUACAUGCAGGAUCUGAUUGGUCUCCAGGAAUGGGGGGUCGGGACGUUACAAUUUGUCUUCAUCUUAUGCUCUCUGGGCUGGACAUAAUAUAUGACGUGUUCCCUGAUGGAGAGACAUGCAUGUCGAAGCUUUCAGUCUCCAUCCAGGAUUUUGAUAUUCAUGAUGUUAGCAAAAAUGCUCCUUGGAAGAAGCUUCUCGGAUAUUAUGAUUCAAAAGCACAUCCGAGGAAAUCUUAUGCAAAAGCAUUUAAGUUGGAGCUAGAAGCUGUCAAGCCUGACCCAGCUACCCCACUUGAAGAGUACAGGCUACAAUUGGCACUGCUGCCAUUACGGUUGCAUCUUGAUCAAGUCCAACUUGAUUUUCUCAUAGAAUUCUUUGCGAAGAAAGAUUCUUCUGUCGAACAAUCUCGAACCAUUCCUAAUGAACCUCUGGGACCCAACACGUAUUCCAUGAAGAAUGGAAAUUGGCAAAAUAUUAUAGUAGAAGCAUUACUUCCUUUCUUUCAGAAAUGUGAUAUAUGGCCAGUAGUCGUUCGUGUUGAUUAUGUACCCCGCCGUGUUGAUUUGGUAGCGUUACGUGGAGGAAAUUAUGCAGAGCUUCUCAACUUAGUGUCGUGGAAAGGUAUUGAUCUACAGCUGAAACAUGUACAUGCUGUUGGGCUUUAUGGAUGGGCCAGUGUUUGUGAAACUGUUUUUGGAGAGUGGCUGGAAGAUAUUUCACAUAAUCAGGUUCAUAAAUUAUUGAAAGGCCUUGCUCCUCUUCGAUCCUUGGUCAAAGUGGGUUCUGGUGCUGCUAAAUUGGUUUCUUUACCCAUAAAAAAUUACAAAAAGGAUCACAGGUUACUAAAAGGCAUGCAAAGAGGUGCUAUUGCAUUCCUUCGAAGCAUUUCCAUGGAAGCCGUUGGGCUAGGGGUACACUUGGCAGCAGGAGCUCAUGAAAUUUUACUCCAAACAGAAUAUGUUCUAACAAGCAUUCCACCUUCACUAUCUUUGGCUCCUAAAGGCAGCACUGAAACCAAUGUGAGAGCUAAUCAGCCUAAAGAUGCACAGGAGGGGAUAAGACAGGCCUUCGAAAGCCUCACUCAUGGCCUUGGCAGGACGGCUUCAGCCCUAGUUGGGACCCCAUUAAAGGCUUAUCAACGUGGGGCAGGUGCUGGAACUGCAUUGGUGGGCGCGGUUCGAGCGGCUCCUUCAGCUAUUGUGGCACCUGUAUCAGCUGCUGCUUGUGCUGCACAUUGCGCUCUCUUGGGGAUGAGAAACAGCCUUGAUCCAGAACUCAAGAAAGAAUCCAUAGAGAAGUACUCUGGAGUCCCUAGGCCUAGGGAAUCAAGACAAUGAGUGAGGAUGAUGAUGUGGCCAAGUACCAUUUGUGGAUGUUCAUUUCCUACAAUGGAAUCUAAAUCUGUAUAGUGUACAGCUGUUUGAGAGGAAUUCUUUAGGUUGGGUGUCUCUGUACAGGCUUUUGUGUAUAGAGCUAUUGAUAUCAGCAGAGUGAGCAUUGCAGCUAGCUAUGUUGUAGUUCUGUAAAUUAAACUUAUUCAUUCUUCUGCUGGGGAAUGCCCCUUUCACUUGCGCAAGGCCAUUUGAAGGAAAAAAAAAGCUGAAAUGAUUGCAACUGUAAA